CCGGCGUGCGUAGGCUAUCAAGCCUAUCAUCUCCUACACAAACUCCUCUCUCUCUACUUUGUCUCUUUCUGCAACGCCUGCCAUACCAUUUUCUCCGUUUAAACCUCAGAUUCUCCCUAUCCCUAAUUCACGCUUUCAAAUUCUGGAGAAAUCUAAACCCUAAUUUCAGCCCCCAAAUUUUACCAUUCCUGUGAGCUCUGUUACUCAAAAACCCUAAAUCGAAGCCCUAAACCCACUGUUUCGAAAAUCAAUUUUAGCUUGGAUGAAGAGGGUGUGAGCGACCAAAGAGCAGGGAAAAGGUUGUAAUUCUUCGACUAAUGUCGGUGGAGAGGUCGUUCGAGGCAUGGGAGGAGGUGCAGCGGCACGGUCUGGACUUGGCGGACCGGCUCGCGCAGGGCUUCACGGGCUUGAUCCAGUCUCACAUGAGCCCUCCGUCGUUUCCGUGGCCCAAUCCCCAGAACUCGAAGCUUUUCGACCUUGAAUUCCCGAGUCAGACUUUCGGGAGAAGAGAUUUCGGAUUGGCGACCGAUAGCUCGGGGAUAAACGGAGUGUCGGCGAUUCUAGAUAUCGGGAAUAGGAUAGGGCAGGCCGGGGCGGACUUUGGGGCGGGCUUGAAUGGGUUAGUUCAGCAGUUUUUCAGGAGGCUGCCGGUGCCGUUUCGGCCAGAGGAGAACGCCGUGGCGGUGGUGCGGGUGGAUGUUGAGGGGAGUAGGCUGAGGAGUGAUGUGGGUGCGACUGCGCAAGGAGACAUUGGGUCGUUAUCGGCUCGGCUGAGGGACUUGGGAUUUGCGGAGAAUGAUAGCGGUGCUGAUGGGUCGCUUGAUGAUGAAGUUGCUGGGUUUAAUCUGAGGACGGCAGGACUUCUGGGUAGACCGCAGGGGAUCAUUAAUAUUACAUCGACCUAUGACAGCAGAACACACGACGUAGAAAGUUCUUUGGUUGCAAGGGGAGAUUUAUGGAGAGUAGAGGCGUCACAGGGCAGCUCUACAUCUGGAAAUCAGAAUUCAUCUCUCUUCCUCGUCCAACUUGGUCCAGUACUCUUUGUUCGUGAUUCAACGCUUCUUUUGCCAGUCCAUUUGUCAAAGCAGCAUUUACUUUGGUAUGGAUACGACAGGAAGAACGGAAUGCACUCACUUUGUCCAGCUGUGUGGUCAAAGCAUAGAAGGUGGCUGUUAAUGUCAAUGCUCUGCCUCAAUCCCUUAGCUUGUUCAUUUGUAGAUUUACAAUUUCCAAAUGGGCAAUUGACCUAUGUAUCUGGUGAGGGGCUUACUACAAGUGCUUUCCUACCUAUUUGUGGGGGCCUUCUACAAGCUCAGGGUCAAUAUCCAGGAGAAAUGAGAUUCAGCUUUUCUUGCAAGAAUAAGUGGGGAACGCGCAUCACACCAAUGGUUCAAUGGCCUGACAAGUCAUUUACAUUUGGUCUUGCACAAGCUUUGGCUUGGCAGAGAUCUGGUCUCAUGGUGAGGCCAACCAUCCAAUUCAGGAAGGUGCAAGUCAACAUUAUUUGGAUUUGUGUAAUUUCCUGUCCUUAUCACAUGAGCCAUCAGCAAUUUGAACGGCAGACUAACAGCAUGGUUGAUUUGCACCAUUUUAUAAGUUUGAGAGUAAAUCAACGAAAUUUAGGUCAAGGGUGUUUUAGUGGAACUUAAUGAAUGUUCGGGGAGUUGUGAGUGCAUUUUAGGCUAUUAUUUAUUGAUGGACAAUGUGUAGUAUGAAGGUUACUUUUCAUGCUUUUCUUUCUUCAACAGUAAAUAUUUCUUAUAUGAUUGUCCAAGGAAAAUGUAUUUCCAUAUAAUAUCCUACCUUAAGGUAAAUUAUAACAAUCUCCCACGAGGUUUAGGGAAAUAUUAGGGGAUUACCUUCUAUUUUCAGAAAAAAAAUUGUCCAUUAAGAUUCUUGAUCCAUAUAAUAGAUACAGCAUUAUGAAAUGGUUAUGCUCACAUGUGGUUAGAAAUUGUGACACUGUAGUCUUUCUUAAAAUAGAUUUCCA
Molecule: messenger RNA, 1990 nt
Organism: Corylus avellana
Lineage: Eukaryota; Viridiplantae; Streptophyta; Magnoliopsida; Fagales; Betulaceae
Source: RefSeq, a predicted model, not a curated record